AUGUCUCCAGAACACGACAACGACCUCUUCGGCGACGAGAUCGACUACGAGAAGUACUGGCGUGACCUAUACCACCAAUCACGACGAUCGUUUGAAGACCUGAUCUCUUUCUCCGACGGCUGGAUCCAUCGACUGUGCGCAGAAAACGACAAUCUGCAAAGACAACUUCUUCAAGCACAAAAGGAGAUCGCCGCACUCAAGAAGACGAGCACACCGCAACAGACAGCAUCGGCAGAGACGACACCACCGCGCGAGACGAACGAGCAGAGAGCCACCGAGAGCCCUGACGACCAACCAUCUGCAGGCGACAAAUGCAAUGGCGAUACACCUCCCGCUCCUCAAACACCACUCCAGCCGCCCAAGCCGCCCCAAGCCAACACGAAUCCCUUCGGCAGAAAACCCGGCUCGGACAACUGGGCGGAGACAUUCAAGGAGGCGGGAUGUGAGAAGCGCAAACGCGACGACGCUCCACCAGAGGAGGGCGGCGCUCCCUCGCCAAAGCGCUCUGCUGCCUCCGCCACUCCGCCCAGCUCACCACCACCUCGCAGCACCCGCUCUGGCGCCUUCGACGCGUCCAAAUUUUUCGACAAAGACGCCGACACCAGAAGAGNAGAAAGCGCGAGCCGAAGAUGGCCGCGCCUGGCGCGAGAAGCGAGACCGCCGCCACCGCCAGCAGUCCUUUCCGCCGCCACCACCUCCUCCACGCCAGCAGACCUCCCGCCCCUCCCCAACGGCCGCAAAUUCGCCAUUGAGAGGUGGCCCGCCCGCUUUCUCCCGGCUGGGCAUCUUCACCACACAAGCCCUCGCCUGGCACGAGACCGUCUCCUCCUCCCUCUCCCAGAGAGACAACUUCCCGGCCCCGCCCGCCUUCCCUCGCUCCGCCUUCGGCCUCACGACGUUGUACACACCCAACGAGGGGCUCGUUUGCUCCAAUGCGGGCUGCAAAGCCAACAAGAGCGCGGCGGGCGAGGGCGUAUGUGAGUGCAGCAUACGCAAGGCGGUCUCAAUUUCGCUGGGUCGGGAGGUCUCAGAGAAAAAGGCGGCUUUGAAGGCACUGCGGGUGGCGGUGCACCCAGAUCGGUGGGUGGGCAGAGGCGAGGAGAUGGCGAGAGAGGUGUUUGUGGUGGUGGACGGCAUGUACGAGGGGGCGAGGUGA
This is a messenger RNA of Cercospora beticola, 1156 nucleotides long. RefSeq lists its product as uncharacterized. The record is from RefSeq and is a predicted model, not a curated record. NCBI's taxonomy places the organism in Eukaryota, Fungi, Ascomycota, Dothideomycetes, Mycosphaerellales, Mycosphaerellaceae.